Periophthalmus magnuspinnatus is the source of this 2972-nucleotide messenger RNA. It is a transcript of the gene traf6, whose product is annotated as TNF receptor-associated factor 6. The transcript is spliced from 8 exons. NCBI's taxonomy places the organism in Eukaryota, Metazoa, Chordata, Actinopteri, Gobiiformes, Gobiidae. The coding region runs from base 74 to 1756 and encodes 560 amino acids. Gene Ontology annotation, biological process: regulation of canonical NF-kappaB signal transduction; tumor necrosis factor-mediated signaling pathway; interleukin-1-mediated signaling pathway. Gene Ontology annotation, cellular component: plasma membrane signaling receptor complex. Gene Ontology annotation, molecular function: ubiquitin protein ligase activity; zinc ion binding; tumor necrosis factor receptor binding. The record is from RefSeq and is a predicted model, not a curated record.
AAAGACACGUGAUCACGUAUGGAGAAAAAAAUCAGGAAAUCCACAAAAACGAACACUUCACACUUUUGAGCAGAUGGCGUGCUAUGACUCGUGUAAGACCGUGGAGGAGGACAGUUAUGAGGACGAUGGUGCGGGAGAGCUGUCUGAAUGCGCUCUGGCCAUGUUGGAGAAGGAGCGUGAGUCCCUCCUGAGCCCGUCGGAGGGGCCCGGGACCCUCUUGGGAAGCAGCAGCAGUCUCCCGACUCCGGCCCCACAGCAGGGCUACGACGUAGAGUUCGACCCCCCUCUGGAAAGCAAGUACGAGUGUCCCAUCUGCCUCAUGGCCCUCCGCAACGCUGUCCAGACGCCCUGCGGACACAGAUUCUGCAAGAACUGCAUUGAGAAAUCCAUACGGGACACAGGACAGAAGUGCCCAGUGGACAAUGAGAUGCUCUCUGAGGACCAGCUGUUUCCAGAUAACUUUGCCAAACGAGAGAUUCUGUCCCUCACCGUGCGCUGCCCUUACCCCGGCUGCUCACACAAGAUGGAGCUUCGAACUUUAGAGAACCACCUGUCUGUGUGUGAGUUCUCCACCCUCCCCUGCCCUCACUGUCAGAGAGCAGUGAGGAAGAGCUUUGUGGAGCAGCACAUUGAAGAGGAGUGUCCCCGCAGACCUGUGUGCUGCCCAGACUGUGUAACCUAUUACAUCUAUGAGGAGAGACAGGUCCACGAGCAGCAGUGUCCCUUUGCCAGUGUGACAUGUCAGUACUGUGACAUGGACCUCGUCCGAGACCAGAUGGAAUCCCACUGUGACACUGAGUGUCCAAAGGCACCCAUAGCAUGCAACUUUAGUAUUUUUGGCUGUAAGGAAAGGAUGUUGCGGCACGACCUUGCCCAGCACAUGCAGGAGUUCACUCAGAUGCACAUGAGGUACAUGGCAGAGUUCUUACGAGGCCUGAGUGUGAAUGGCACCAGGACUCGAGCUCCCAGACUGCAGUGCUCCUCUGCCUCUGUAGAGGAGCCAGGGCCCUUCUCCUGCGCAGUGAGACUGACCAGCUGUAACGGCGCAUCAAGUCAGCCCAGCGAGGAGAUGCAGAGGCUGCGGGAGAUGGAUGCCCGACUAGUGAAGCAGGACCACCAGCUGAGAGAGCUCAUCAUACUCAAGGAGACACAGACAGGCCAACUGGCAGAGCUGCGUCGUAGGGUGUCCAUGCUGGAGGAGACGGUGAAGGAGCUGGAUGCACAGCAGUGUCAUGGAGUGUUCAUCUGGAAGCUGCGCAACUUCUCUGCUCUGCUGAAGACCCAAGAGGCAGGCCAGCCUGUGGUGGAGCACAGCCCGGGCUUCUACACCGGUCGUCCUGGGUACAAGCUGUGUCUGCGGCUGCACUUGCAGACGCCCAACGCCCCACGCUGCUCCAACUACAUCUCCCUCUUCGUCCACACCAUGCAGGGCACCUUCGACAGCCAGCUGUCUUGGCCCUUCCAUGGCAUCAUCCGCCUGGCAAUCCUGGACCAGGGACCAGAGAGCCAGCACCACAUGGAGAUGAUGGAGACCAAACCAGACCUGCAGGCCUUCCAGAAGCCCACCAUCCAGCGCAACCCCAAAGGCUUUGGCUAUGUCACCUUCAUGCACCUGCACCAGCUGCACCAGAGGGCCUUCAUUAGGGACGACACGCUGCUCAUCCGAUGUGAGGUCACCCCACGCUUUGACAUUGGACACAGGGAGGGGCCCGCAGUGCAGUCCCGGGGCCCUGAGGCUCCUGCUGCUCGGGACUAAGGACAUAUAACCGGACUGUGGCCUCUAUCACAUGGGACUAGACAUACACCCUCACUGUCCUGCUCGGGACUAAAGACUGUGGCCCCUGCUGCUUGAGACUAAAGGGGCCCAAGCCUUCACUGACCAUUACAGAGGAGUCUCUUUUAGCUCAGUACAAAAGCACUGUAAAUGCUUUGACCGCUUUACUGUUACGUUAAAUUUUUUUUCUAAUAUAAGAGAAAGUACCAGAGACUGGAGACUAGUGCGCUCUUGAUUUUCCUUUUUGAUAUCUUUAAAGGAUCAGCCCAGAGGCCUUGAAACAAGCAUGUUUCUCCAGCUAAAUGAAUGUAAGUAGAGGUGUGAGUAGAAGCCUGUCUGGGCCAUGCACUGGCUGAUGUGAGGCCUCUGUCCUCAGUCACAGCUCAACAGUCAGGCCUGUGAAGCCAGGACCUUCAGAGCUGAAGUUUCAUUACAUAUGGUAUAUUUUACUGUUCCUCUCACUUCCAAGAAAACAUCCAAGGCUCUGACACACAAUCUUUACACAAAAAGAAAAAUAUGACAAUAUAGUGUUUGAAUAAAAUGGUGUCUUAAGGACAGCAUCCUGGCACUGUCACUAAUCCACAGCACAAAUGCACACUUUAUGCACGCUGAAUGUGUUGCUCUCUUCGCUCUUUAGGUCUGGACUCUAAGUGUUUUUCCAUGGGCAAUCUCUAGAUGAUUAUACUUUUCAGUGUGUCUGCAUGUUUGUCAUUGGCUGUAUUUUAUGCACUGUAUAUUAACAGUGUAAUGUUUGUGUAUUUUUAAUUAAACCAUUAAUUAAUUAAACCAUUUCCAUUGAACUAACUUUAGUUGUGGAAAUUACACAGGAUUGUUUUUAUGUUAAUGAAACUGUGUGUACCAUUUGGCUCAUGUUUUGGUCCUCAUUGGUUCAGAGUUAACUUUGAACCUCAGAGUAGUGGUUUAGGAGGAGUCCUGGUUUAGCUCUGGUGGCACAGGAUAAUUACUAAUGUUUUUUUUCUUUUUUUUUUUUCACAUUUUGAGUUAAGUUUAAUUUCUCGUUUACCUUGUACUGUAGAUUCUCAUCAAUGAUCCAGAUAUAAAAUAAUCAUUUAUGAAUUUAUGAACAGCAUUUAUUAAAAUUUGAAUAAAAAAACAAAUCAAUAAUCCAAAUGUUAAAGGCACAAUUAAAUAUAAGAGCAUGAUAAUAAAUAAAAACAUGUGAUGAUUUCUCUGCAGU